This is a messenger RNA of Alligator sinensis (Chinese alligator), 6184 nucleotides long. RefSeq names its product potassium voltage-gated channel subfamily J member 2 (gene KCNJ2). Gene Ontology annotation, biological process: regulation of monoatomic ion transmembrane transport; potassium ion import across plasma membrane. Gene Ontology annotation, cellular component: plasma membrane. The coding region runs from base 892 to 2169 and encodes 425 amino acids. The transcript is spliced from 2 exons. The record is from RefSeq and is a predicted model, not a curated record. Lineage: Eukaryota; Metazoa; Chordata; Crocodylia; Alligatoridae. Gene Ontology annotation, molecular function: inward rectifier potassium channel activity.
GCACUUGUUUGCUUUUCCAUCCCUGCUGGCUAGUGCAUCAACUACACCCCCUGGUGCUGACUAUUUCAUUUUGUAGUGACUUGGUCAUCCUCUAGAAAUAAGCCUGAAGUCUGCCAAGGAGCAGACUGUCAGAUGUAAAUGCCACUUCUCCUGUCCCUGUUUCUCCAGGGACAUUUAUUUUCCCCUUUAUCUGAUUUUUCCCCACCCUUUAACAUCUUGAUAAUUUUAUUAAGACAAAAAAAAAAAAAAAAAACUGUCAGGAUUCAAGCAUGAGCUGUUCAGUGUGUUUCAAAGCCCCCAGCUGAACUGAGCAGAGAAAUGAGUGGAGGCUGGGCUAAUAAGUUUUUUAAGUCAGUCUGGGGAUUGGAGGAUGCAGUUACUUUAUUUAUAUCCUUCUGACCGAGGGAGCCAAAGGGGGCUGACUUUUGGUACUACUCCAUGGCUUUCAACCCCUUCCGUUCUGUUUACUGAGGACAGAGGAAGGUACUUAACUAAGGUAGUGGUUGUGCUCACUUAGCAACAUGUGCCCAGUACACACAGGGCAGAGCAGUGUGGCGUCAGCUUGGGAAUAACUGCUCUGAGCACUCAUUAGCACUCCUCUUUGCUCUCAACCCUUGUAACAUCUUUAUCUCUGGUCGGUCUGAAACCCUCCUGCACACUUCUCUCCCAGGCCAUGCUCUCUCCAUGACGGAUGAUCAGCUCCUAAGCUAAACGCUACAUGUCAGACGACUCUCCUUGGUAGAUCCAAGGAUCCCUGGGGACUCCAAAAUCUCCCCACUUUUUCGGUGUGUGUGUGUCCCUCUAGAACUUUCAAAACUGUUUCUCCAAAGGUUUUUGCAGAAACUCGGACUGUUUUCUAAAGCAGAAGCACCUCAGUCCACAGCAGUAGUGAUGGGCAGCGUGCGAACCAACCGCUACAGCAUCGUGUCUUCGGAAGAGGACGGCAUGAAGCUGGCAACCAUGGCGGUUGCCAAUGGCUUCGGGAAUGGGAAGAGCAAGGUACAUACCAGGCAACAGUGCAGGAGCCGCUUUGUCAAAAAAGAUGGCCACUGCAACGUCCAGUUCAUUAACGUGGGAGAGAAAGGACAACGUUACCUGGCAGACAUCUUUACCACCUGCGUAGACAUCCGCUGGAGGUGGAUGCUGGUGAUCUUCUGCCUGACUUUCAUCCUAUCGUGGCUUUUUUUUGGCUGUGUAUUUUGGCUGAUCGCUCUGCUGCAUGGGGAUCUGGAGGGUCCAGAAAUGCCUUGCGUCAAUCAAGUGCGCAGCUUCACUGCAGCCUUCCUCUUCUCCAUUGAGACCCAGACAACCAUCGGCUAUGGCUUUCGGUAUGUCACAGAUGAGUGCCCCGUUGCAGUCUUCAUGGUGGUUUUCCAGUCUAUCGUAGGCUGCAUCAUUGAUGCCUUCAUCAUUGGUGCUGUCAUGGCAAAGAUGGCUAAGCCCAAAAAGAGAAACGAAACUCUGAUCUUCAGCCACAAUGCUGUGGUGGCCAUGAGGGAUGGGAAGCUAUGCCUCAUGUGGCGUGUUGGGAAUCUGAGGAAAAGCCACUUGGUGGAGGCGCAUGUCAGGGCCCAGCUACUCAAAUCCAGAAUCACUUCUGAAGGCGAGUACAUCCCUUUAGAUCAAAUAGACAUCAAUGUGGGGUUUGACAGUGGGAUAGACCGCAUUUUCCUGGUCUCCCCAAUUACGAUAGUCCAUGAAAUAGAUGAAGACAGUCCCUUGUAUGACCUGAGUAAGCAGGACAUGGACAAUGCAGACUUUGAAAUUGUAGUCAUUUUAGAGGGCAUGGUGGAAGCUACAGCCAUGACUACUCAGUGCCGGAGCUCCUACCUGGCGAAUGAAAUCCUUUGGGGACACCGUUACGAGCCUGUACUCUUUGAAGAGAAAAACUACUACAAAGUGGACUAUUCUAGGUUCCACAAAACGUAUGAAGUGCCCAACACGCCCCUUUGUAGUGCCAGAGACUUAGCGGAAAAGAAAUACAUUCUCUCCAACGCAAACUCUUUUUGCUAUGAGAACGAAGUAGCCCUCACCAGCAAAGAGGAGGAGGAGAGUGACAAUGGGGUGCCUGAGAGCAUGAGCACGGACACGCAUCCUGACUUGGACCAUCACAACCCGGUUGGGGUGCCGCUAGAACCUAGGCCGUUAAGGCGGGAAUCUGAAAUAUGACUGAUUGACUUUUUCUCUGUUAUGUUUUGGUUUAAAAGAAAAAUCUAUCGGUCAAAGAUAAGUUGACCCGAGCAGUCGGCCCAGAACAGUUUUCAGAUGAUGGUACUGUUGAAGAGUGGCAUGAAAGCAAGCAGCCCUGAGAAACCGAGGCUGGUUUUAAGGCUGCCUUCAGAGAAGGGACAACAGAAAGUGAACUCUAAACACAAAGCACUAAACAUGUCUAAGCAUGACCAGAAGGCACAUAUGUUGUAGAAUAAAUUAUGUAUAUAUUUUUUUACAAAACUUGAACUUGCAGGCAAGCUUUGGUUGGGUUAUAUAUAUAUUUUUUUCAACUUUUUCCAGAAUGCUUCUCUCUAGGGAACAAGAAUGUUUUUAAUGGCAUAACAAAGGCAAGAAUCUGCCUUAUUAUUAUUAUUAAUAUUAUUAUUGUUGUUGUUGUUUUUUUUUUAAAGCUGCUGCUAACUACAUGAACACAAAUUGUUAUUUUGUUGCAGUGUAGUUUUGUUUUGUUUUUUUCUCUUGUGUAAUUUAAAAUACAGUCAGUGUUCAACUUUGUGGGUUGAAAAAAAGCUCGUGAUCACACUUCAGAAAGGCCAAUGCUGCCAGAUAGUCUGAAUUUCUUUUGAGGCCAGUAGUUUGAUAGCUAGAAUCAAUUUCUCUUUCUUUUUUUUUUUCCAGUUACAUAAGGGGCAUUAUGUAACAUAAGGCCAAUUGAUAGCCUCCAGCAACAGUUUUUUUUUAUUUUUUGGGGGGUGGGGUGGGAGAGGGAGGGGGAGAAUUUAAUUCUCUAUCUCAAAUUUUAAGUUAAAACUACCUAAGUGGAUACCAAAGAAAAUGCAUAUUUUUGCACAGUGGAGCUUAUGGAAAAGAAACGGGCUGCUUUAAACAAAACCACAAAUUCUGAACCUCCGACAUUUGUAAAGGCCCUUAUUUUGCACCUUAUUCAGAAAGCAAAGCUUAAAACUUGGAUCUAGGUAAAGCAAGACCAUAUUUCCCCCCCCCACCUCUUCCCGCCCCGUGCAGAAAAUCGGCCCCUCUCCUUUUCUUCUAUAAGAAGAAACGAGGGGCUGCGCAGGGGGGUCAGGGAAGCAAACAUCUGUUCUUUCCUGUUAGCGAAACACUAGCAGGACUCUAGCAGAAGGUCAAGUGUUACUCUGCACACAUUCCAGACCUGCUUCUCGAACUUCGAGCCCUCUUGAAGCUGACCCAGCAAUCUGAAAACUCAGCCAUCAGACGUGCUGGAGGCUGCGACCGAAUAAAAAUCAACUGUCGUUAUGUUGACUAGUUAAACUCCACCAGAGACGUGCAAAGGCACCGGUCUGCGUUGGAGGGUAACUGGGUUGGAAUAGACAUUUAGGCGCAGGUGAAACGAGUGACAUGUGGGGAAGGAGGGGGAAAAAAAAACAAAAACUGGUGGUAAAUCAGUGUGAAACGGCAGAGGGAUCCGAGUGGAAAUGCUGCUCUUUGGCAGGGCAAGGGUGUCAGGCAAAGUGUUUUCUGGAUUGUAUGAAAAGGGAUUAUUUGAAGAGGAUAAUACUGUAAAAGAGUUUCCCUCUCUUAUCUCCUUUCCACCACCCCCCUCUCCCUCCAUCAACAUCAGCUGAAUUAACAGUGGAUGUCAUAUGUCACCAAGCCUUUUGUGACCUUACGUGAAAGCCACGACUCCAAUGGUAUUUUGGCUCCCCCACCAAAAAAAAAAACUUUAAAAUUCUCGGUGCCUCUAAGAUCAAGCGCGUAACUUAGCUGCGCUUCAAGGUUUUUCGCUUGUGCAUCUCCCUGUAGGAACAGGUUGGGAGAGGGGGGGCAGGAUCAGAAAUCCGAGUCAACUCUUUUACAGUAUUGGAUCACUGUAUGCCAUUAAAAAACAGCUUGUUCUAAGUCUAAUGUCUUCUACAAAUGGACAUCUGUGAAGGCCUCUGGCCCCCUACAGCCUUGCCUGAAGGAAAUGCCUGCAAUGAAAUGGUGGUUUCUGAUAAGAUGGUAUCUACAGUAACCUGAGUAGAUGGGUUUGAAAACUGUGUUAACCUUGUAAACGUAGCUUGGGAUAGGAGAGAGGGCAGAUUUUUUUUGGAGAGAGGAGCAUGGGUGAGAGGGAGGAAGAGCUUCAUACACAAGACAACUGGGACACAGUUUUCUGGGUCAUAGACAGUGAAGGCAAUUGAAUGCUAUUAGUGCUGCUAACAGUGAUGUUUUUGCAUAGGAAACCAACUAAACCAAAGAGUAUUCAGUGAAAUGUUAGACAAGAAAAGAAAAAGAUGCCGUGGGGACGGGUGGGGAAAGGAAGGAUGAAAUGGAGACUUUCCCCCACCCCCAGUGAGGUUACUCCGAAGUGCCCCCACUGGAGUGACUUGAGUUAGAAGAGAAAGGGAUGGGAAAUGAAGAAUGGGGAAAUAAAAGCUUUGGUUUGUUUCUUUAAGGAAAAAAAGAAAAAGAAAAACCUAAAGUUUUCUGAUGCACAGAUUUCUUUUUCCAAGUCAGUUUUUUCAGAAAUAUUUUUAAAAUGUACAAUUUUAUAAAGUUUAUUGAGUAUUUUCAUAUUUAAAGCCAAAUGUAAAUAAAAAAAAAUCUGUAAAGGUGGAGAAGAAGAAGAAAAACAGAAAAGGCCAUAGAAAGUAUAAAUUCAGUUCAUCAGUCUCGGCUAGCUAGUACCUAGAUGCUACCGGUUAGCACAAAUUUUAGCAAAUAUUUGCAAGCCUUAUAGGAUCCUUAAUGCUAUGAACUUUUGUUAUUUAUUUUAAGCAUGGACUUUUAAUUUGAAAACAUGUUCUAGUUACUGGCAUUUUCUUUUUUUAAAGUUACCAGCUUUCAGAUUGCUAGUCGUGUUGAGAGUGGAUACUUAGGUCAUUCAUUGCACUCUCUGCUGGAUUUCUUUGUUUUGUUUUGUUUCGUUUUGAAAUAACCCUUUGUCUUUACCGACUGAAUCUCACAUUGCAGAUUUGCACUCGGCCUCUGGCUCGUGAAAGCUGCUAGAAAGAGAGCUGCAAUGUUUAUUUCAUGGUACCCUUCCCCUGGUUCGUCUCUCUCCAACGGUUUAGAUUUCCACGUUUUUGGAACAGGCUUUGGUAAGCCCAGGCCAGGUCCGGCUGUCGUAGCACUCCUACGCAGGUGCAAAGCGGUUUAGUUGAUCCCUUUUAUUUUGGAGGAACACAGCGACUGACAGCAUUCAGUCAAUGAUUCUUGUUCCUGAAGCCGUCCUGCAGAGCCUGUUCCAAAAGCCCUUUAAAACGGAUGGGAUUUCUUUUUCCUCCGAUUUUAAUGGGUUCUGGUUUGGCCCCUUCAUCGAGGGCAUGACACCAAGGAUGAACCUGGCUCAGCGUCUCUUGUGGCUGGCACAGAAGGUUUAGACUGUAUUUUGCUUGGGGAGUCGGGGGGGGGGGAAAAAAAAAAAUCUCACAAUUUCUGCCCUUCCCUGAAAAUACUUGAAUGAGACACAUUUAUUGUCUGAAGACAUAAUCCUGCAUACAGUGACAAAAGCAUUUCAGAGGCAGAUGCGGAGUAUUUCCUUCCCUCUGAUCUCUAGGUGCAAGUUGUCUUUUGGUUAAGUAGCAAGGGUAGAAAAUCACUACAUAUUAUUGCUCUAUUUAAUGAUACUUUCUCCCAGUCAGGGUACACUUCUGUGUUUGCUAAUAGAGCACUUGCUUUUUCUCGGCAAAGACAAAGGGUCCAGAUGUUUUGUUUGUUCUCUUCGGUCUUCUUUUUCAUAUUGGAUUACACGGUAAAACUGAGAAGUACUGUAAUGUCUUUAAACUAUGGCUGCUCUCGACUAUUUUGAGGUAGAAAGGUGCUGCAUAGUUGCCAUCUCACAGCCAAUCAGAAACUUCUUUUUUAAUGACUUCUGGCCUGCAGCUAUUGUCAGGUGAACAAUCGAGGCAUUUGACAAUUGUCCAUUACUAUUUUCCUGUUUGCAGCCUUUUUGUAUCAAAGUCUUCCUAAUGUACUGCACAAAUUGUGGAUUGUACAGAUUUUUUUAUAUAUUAUGUCUUAUUUUAUUAUUUCUAAAUAAAUAAAAAAAACA